GGCACAAACUUUUCCGGCCCCGUGCUACCCACCAUGAUCUUUGUCUCCCGCCUGCACCUUACCGUGCCACCUGGCCCAUGCCGUUGCCUCGCACUCUCACUCUCACUCCCCACUGCAGACUUGCGGGCUGCGCCCGGCGUCCGGCAGUCGAAUCCACCAUUGCCACCGACCUCGCCGCACCAGUGCAACCCUGAAUCUGAACGGCCAGAAGCUGAACUGCAGCUUGGAUUGGGGAAGGAGCGGCAGCCAGCAGGGUAGUGGCGCUCGCGGCGCGGCGCCGGGGAUGGCGUCCAGGACGCGUUCCUGCACCAGGUGCCUGGCCAGCCUCGUGCUCCCCUUCCUCUUCUUCACCUCCCUCCUCUACCUGUCCACCAGGCAGCCGGUGCUCGACAUCGCCGUCCGCGAGGAGGCCGCCGGCGGCAGGAUGCGGCUGAUCGUGGACCGCGCCGCUGCUGCCGUGGAGGCCAACGCCACUGUCACGAUCACGACGGACGCGGUGGCUCAGGCCUCUGGCAGCUCUGCCGUUGCAACUGAAGAUGGUGACGGCAGUUUCCUGACCGACGCGCCCCCGGCCUCCGGCGACGCCAAUGUCACGAGGGAUAAGGUGCAGGUGUCUGUGUCUGACGUCGCUGCCGUUGCAACUGAGGACGGUGAUGCCAAGGUCGUGACCGACGCGCCCCCGGCGUCCGGCGCCGCCGCUGGUGACGAAGUCCGCACGGACGAGCUGAGGGCGUCGGACGACGCGGCUACCGCCGGCAGCAGCGCGAACGUCGACGACGACGCCGUCGUGUUCGACUUCCGGCCGUACGUGCUCGUGUACAAGAGCGGGCGCGUCCACCGCUUCCACGGCACGGAAACCGUCCCGCCCGGCGUGGACGCGCUCACGGGCGUCGCGUCCAAGGACGUGGCCUUCGGCACCGACACCGGCGUCAGCGCGCGGCUCUACUUGCCACCCAAGAGCCGGCGCGGCGAGAAGAAGAAGAAGAAGCUGCCCGUGCUGCUCUACUUCCACGGCGGCGCGUUCGUGAUCGAGUCGCCGUCCUCGCCGCUCUACCACGCGUUCCUCAACAUCCUCGUCCACAAGGCGGGCGCCGUGGCCGUGUCCGUCAACUACCGCCUCGCGCCGGAGCACCCGCUCCCGGCCGCGUACGACGACGCGUGGGCGGCGCUCCAGUGGACGGUGUCCAGCUGCCUGUCGGGGCCGGAACCCUGGCUCGCCGACCACGGGGACGCCACGCGCAUCUUCCUGGCCGGCGACAGCGCCGGCGGCAACAUCGCCCACAACCUGGCGGUGCGAGCCGGGGCGAGGCGCCCGCUGCCCGGCGGCGCGGCCAUCGCGGGCGUGGCGCUCCUGAACCCCUACUUCUGGGGCAAGGAGCCGGUGGGGGCGGAGCCCGGGGAGCGGUGGGCGCGCGACGGCCUCGAGCAGACGUGGGCGCUCGUGUGCGGCGGCAGGUUCGGCAUCGACGACCCGCACGUGAACCCGCUGGCGGCGCCGGGCGCGUGGCGCGCGAUGGCCGGCGAGCGCGUGUUGGUGACCAUCGCCGGGCGGGACAACUUCCGGGACCGGGCCGCGGCGUACGCGGAGGGGCUGAGGAGGAGCGGCUGGCGAGGGGAGGUGGAAACGUACGUGACGGAGGGGGAGGUGCACGUGCACUUCGUGGGGAACCCGAGGAGCGAGAAGGCCGAGCGGGAGACGGACAAGGUGGCCGAGUUCAUCGCCGGCGGUGGCCGUGGCUAGGCCGGAGUCAGGCGUUUUUUAUGCGUCUUCUGUGACGAUGUGGUCCUGCUGCACGUGAAAUUGCUAGUGCACAUCUAGGGACGCAUUUUUCCUU
Molecule: messenger RNA, 1835 nt
Organism: Panicum hallii
Lineage: Eukaryota; Viridiplantae; Streptophyta; Magnoliopsida; Poales; Poaceae
Product: probable carboxylesterase 7
Exons: 1
Coding region: 284-1741 (485 amino acids)
Molecular function (GO): hydrolase activity
Source: RefSeq, a predicted model, not a curated record